Messenger RNA from Perca fluviatilis (European perch), 3256 nucleotides. RefSeq names its product fin bud initiation factor b (gene fibinb). The transcript has a single exon. The record is from RefSeq and is a predicted model, not a curated record. The coding region runs from base 416 to 1039 and encodes 207 amino acids. NCBI's taxonomy places the organism in Eukaryota, Metazoa, Chordata, Actinopteri, Perciformes, Percidae.
AGAGUAGCAGAGAGGUAUUAUUAGCCAAAAACCGAAGCGCGGCACUUGAGACAUCCAGAUGUUGCGUUUGAGGCACCAAGUGAAGUCGGGAGUACAACUUUUUCCACGCUGAAACCAACUUUAAUACAUCGCUUUUCCUGUUUACCAGCAGUAAUGGAAACUGACAGGCUCGAUUAAAGGAAGAGAAGUGAGGCUGUUAGAACACUUUCACGCCCUUUUUACCUGUUUGGACAAAAGGACAACAACAAAGCCUGAAUUUAACUGCGCAGCUUUGACGUUUAAAUCUGAUUGAAAUGUUUGUGUUUCUACGCCGGGUCGGAGUUAAAUAGUCCACCAGGCUGACGCUGUCGCUAAAAUAAACGUUUCAAACUUUAACAUUUAAUAUCUGUCAGCGUGUUUGGGACAAGUGGGCAUCAUGGCUUUUCUUCACUUGCUCCUGUGUGCCGGGGUGUUAUCACUGCCUAUGUGUGGAGCCUUUUUCCGCGGACCCUUACAACCGGAGAUGUCUAACGGCACUUUUCAUCAUUAUUUCGUGCCGGACGGAGACUACGAGGACAACGACGACCCGGAGAAAUGUCAGAUGCUUUUCAAAAUGACCGACGAGCGAAAGUGCGGUCUCGACGAGGACCAGGACGCCGUCAUACGGGAUGAUUUCACUAUCAUCAAGAGGCAGAUAGAGGACUCGGCCAGGGUGCUAGAGGGGAUCGGGAAAAGCAUCUCGUACGACCUGGACGGAGAGGACAGCUACGGGAAAUACCUGCGGAGGGAGACGGCUCAGAUAAGCGAGGCGUUUACAAACUCGGAGAAAUCUCUGCUGGAGCUGGAGGUGAAAUUCAAGCAGAGCCAGGAGAGCGAGCUAAAGGAGGAGCACCGGCUCAACGAAGACUUUCUGAACAUGAUUGUGCACACACGGGACGUCCUGAAGGACACGGUGGACAUUUCUCUGGGACUGAAGGACAAGCACGAGCUCCUGUCUCUGAUCAUCCGCAGCCACGGCACGAGGCUGAGCAGACUGAAGAACGAAUACAUGAAGUUCUGAGAGAAAGUAGUUCCUACACGUCUCAUUACAGUACUUUUAUUAUUAUUAUUAUUAUUAUUAUUAUUAUUUUCGUUAUGGUGGAGUGUGUGACCAUGAGGCAGAGGCAGGAGUUAAGCAAUCUGAGCAGUCAUAUCAGGGAUACAAACUACACUUAAAGGGCCAGUUCAUCUAAAUUAAAUUUAUAAUAUUAAAAUAUAAAUUCAAAUAUAAUACAUUUUCGUGUUUAGCUCUAGAGCAGUGUUUUCCAACUUGGGUUUUCUUCCAAAGGGUCAAAAAGAAACCGUCUGAGGUCACAAGAUGGUUAAGGGUUAGCUUGGUAAAAACUAUUCUCUCAUCUUUGCCGUUUCUUUUUGUAAAAUACUCAACAGUUCACCUUUUGAUUGAUGCUCAAAAGUAUUCAAACUAAACGAUCUGAUCAGUUUUUUUAAGGGAAGUUGCUCACUGCUCACAGCUCAUCAGUCCUACGUGAUCCGUGAGGAGGUUGCAGGUAGCCUACAGUACACUUUGUUUCACUUUAAAGGGUCAGAGACAAAAACGUUUGGGAUCCACUGCUCUAGAGGUAUGUAGCCAUGCACCUAGUUUGGGUUGAAAUUGUCCAGGUUAUGUGAUAAAUAUCCAAAGCUGGAUUACCAAACGGGCAAAGAAGGCAACUGCCCCAAUGCCUGAGACUCCCUGAGAAACAAACAGUGGUCAAUUCGUGGCAGAAAUCUCUGAGGGAUGACAUAAUAAUUAAUUAUUAUUAUAAUUAUUUGGCAUAUAAAACCAAAACUAUCUUUGUUGCUAGGAACUGCUGGUGGUAAAGUAAGAAAACGUGUUGUUUUAAACUUUAAAAAAAAAAAGUCUGUUGGACUGUAUCUGACACCAACAAUUUUUUUUAAAUUUAUAAGACAAUAAGGAGUGGGCAAUAUGGAUAAUAUCCUCUUUCAGAGUAAAUGCAAUUUUAUAUGACGAUAUUGUCAAGCCAAUUAAGAAAUAGUUAAGGAAUAAAAUAACCAGAAAGAAAUGUCUGUUUUUGGCCGACCCAGCAAACUAUAUACCGAACAAAUCAAAGUCCUUUAUCAUAUUGAUGCAAAUAAAAAUCCAAUAUUGCCAUACAGUGGUCCUGCUCAGUGAUUUGCCAUGCACCCAGAGAUAUUAAAGAGCUACCGAGCUAUAAACAGUAUGGCAUAAUCUUUACACAAAUAUCACCUGACUGUGUGAAUUGUCAUAUUGACCACUCCUAGAGACCCAUGGUAAUGGUCAUUACACACCAUACAAACACACAACAAAGUAAAAAAUGUAUGGCAAUAACGUUAGUUAACAUCUGUCCGCCAAUCAAUGUGCCUCUUAUGGCCAUUUUUGGUAAGUGCAUUGAAUUUGACUGUACACAGUCACAGGUUUGUGUGUGCGUGUUAGUGUGGGUGUGCGUAUGUGUAAAAACAACGGCUUCAAACAUGAGUCGGCCAAUUAAAAAAGUGAAAACAGAAACUAUCAGUUUUCAUAACACUAGUACUGUAGUCAGUUUAAGGGUUUUCCAAAACCCAUUCUGUCCUCUGUGACCAAAACAAACGGAGUGAGUAUUGGUAUAAAAUAUAUAAAAAAAUAAUUAAGGAUUAAGUAGAAUUUUGGACACAUUGGACAGCUUAUGUUUUAGUAUCCAUAUUCACUGUAGUGAAUGCUAUGUGUUUGGUUUGAUUUUUGACCCAAAAGUUGGAUAAAUGAGUUUUGGAUAACUCUUCACAUAGGGUUAGGGUUGGGGGGUGGACCUUUUGUUGUCCAGAUGAAUGUUUUUAAGAAUAUAAAAAAAAUGUUUACAUAUUGACACCUAUGUUGUAAUUUUUGCUUUAUAGGCUUUGCACACUUCUUUUACUGUUCUGGUGCUAAAGUUUGUACCAUGGUUUAAAAAGCAAGGCCUUUACUGUGCUGUUAUGCACAGGCAGUAUAAUCUUGGAAAAUGUACAGCGUAUUGUUAGAAGUAAGUAAAUACUGUGAGUGCCAAUAUCUUUAUUACAAAAUACCUUAAUAUGUAUUCAUUGUUUAUAUAAAGUUUUGAAAUAGAGCUGCAUAUGUAUCUAUUCUUGUUUACCUUUUUAAGAUAUGUGGUGAGAUGUAAUACAUUGACAGAUAAGACUGCAGGCAGCACUCAUGGACUUCAAUGUCAAAGACUAAUCUGUGUGACAAUAUUCUUAACAGAUUGUGUGUUGUGUCUUAAAUAAAGCGUUUGUGUUUAAAGUAAAA